AUGCGUUCACUCCAGGGUAUCGCCCGCUCUGCGUCUCGCACGCUCAGAGCCACACAAUGGCGAACCCACGAGCCAACAUCUUUCCUCUCCGGCGCAAGUCGGCCGUUAUCGGCGCAUUCACGAGCACUGCAUACCGCGCCCCCGCGCAAGUCCUCGGCCGCAACAGCGACAUCGAAGGACUCGACAAACCCGGCUAUGUCCUUCCCCUGCCUCGAUGCCCAGGACGCAAAGUCAGAAUUGCUUUCUGCGCGGUCCUUGCAGUCGGGACCCGAACCCUCGUAUACGACCGGUCAGCACGAACGGUUCCACUGUGAAGACCCGCUGCUGCUUGACUGGGGCGGUGUGUUGCCGGAGUUUGAUAUUGCGUAUGAGACGUGGGGUCAGUUGAAUGGGGAUAAGAGUAAUGCGAUUCUCUUGCAUACGGGGUUGUCGGCGUCUAGUCAUGCGCAUAGCACGGCGUCGAAUCCGAAGCCUGGUUGGUGGGAGAAGUUUAUUGGACCUGGUCUACCUCUGGAUACGGAUAAGUACUUUGUCAUUUGCACGAAUGUGCUUGGUGGUUGCUAUGGAAGUACGGGACCGUCCUCUGUGGACCCGUCGGAUGGGCAGCGGUAUGCAACUCGCUUUCCGAUCUUGACACUGGAUGACAUGGUGCGCGCUCAGUUCCGUCUUUUGGAUGGCCUGGGCAUUCAAAAGCUGGCAGCUUCUGUCGGGUCGAGUAUGGGCGGCAUGCAGAGUUUGGCUGCGGGUGUCUUGUUCCCCGAGCGCGUGGGCAAGAUCGUUAGUAUCAGUGGCUGUGCCCGCAGUCACCCAUACAGUAUUGCGAUGCGACACACGCAGCGCCAGGUGCUGAUGAUGGACCCGAAAUGGGCGCGUGGUUUCUACUACGAUGCCAUCCCGCCACACUCGGGGAUGAAGUUGGCCCGCGAAAUCGCGACGGUCACGUACCGCAGUGGACCUGAGUGGGAAAUGCGGUUUGGUCGUCGUCGUGCGGAUCCUAGCAAGCAGCCUGCGCUGUGCCCGGAUUUCCUUAUCGAGACAUACUUGGACCACGCCGGCGAGAAAUUCUGCUUGGAGUAUGAUCCUAACAGUUUGCUAUACGUUUCCAAGGCAAUGGAUCUCUUUGAUCUUGGCCAUGAGCACCAAUCUCAAACCCGUCAUCGUCGCGCAGAGUCCGAGUCUCGUAUUGCGCGCGGCGAUGUCUCGUCGGAGGUAUCCGACCCUGCCUGCAGCUUGACCCUGCCCGACAAGCCAUACGAGGAACAACCCGAAGCUAAUGCCUCAGUUCCCCCCGCCGACCAAUCAGUAACACCUACUGAACCUGAGGGCCCACCCCGCGACCUAAUCAUGGGCCUGUCCCCUCUGAAGAACCACCCCGUUCUAGUCAUGGGCGUUGCCAGCGACAUCCUCUUCCCCGCCUGGCAACAGCGUGAAAUUGCCGAGACCCUCCGUGCAGCCGGCAACAAGACCGUCGAGCACAUUGAACUCGGCGAGGAUCUCUCGCUGUUCGGUCACGACACUUUCUUGCUGGAUCUGAAGAACAUUGGCGGUGCGUUGGGCCGCUUCUUGAAGUAA
Molecule: messenger RNA, 1572 nt
Organism: Penicillium subrubescens
Lineage: Eukaryota; Fungi; Ascomycota; Eurotiomycetes; Eurotiales; Aspergillaceae
Product: homoserine O-acetyltransferase family protein
Exons: 1
Coding region: 1-1572 (523 amino acids)
Biological process (GO): L-homoserine metabolic process
Molecular function (GO): homoserine O-acetyltransferase activity; L-serine O-acetyltransferase activity
Source: RefSeq, a predicted model, not a curated record